AUGCCACACAACAACCCCAAGAACAACUCUAGCAACAACUCCAGCAACAACUCCAGCAACAACUCCAGCAACAACUCCAGCAACAACUCCAGCAACAACUCCAGCAACAACUCCAGCAACAACUCCAGCAACAACUCCAGCAACAACUCCAACAACAAGAGCUCCAGCAACAUUGCCGUCGGCCGGCCGGCAGUUUCACUGCGGCUGGCCGACGCGGUCCUCAUAUAG
Sporothrix brasiliensis 5110 is the source of this 228-nucleotide messenger RNA. RefSeq lists its product as uncharacterized. The coding region runs from base 1 to 228 and encodes 75 amino acids. The record is from RefSeq and is a predicted model, not a curated record. Lineage: Eukaryota; Fungi; Ascomycota; Sordariomycetes; Ophiostomatales; Ophiostomataceae. The transcript has 2 exons.